UGGUCUCAGUGCAUCGCACAAAGGUCUGACAGGAAGUCUGCUGUUGAAGAGUACUGCAUCCCUGCCGCGCGCUCCCACAUUAAACUCCAGGCUAAUGAAAACAAUCUGGUGUGGAGGAGAAAGCGAGAGGGAGAGAGAGAGAGGAGAGAGCUCACAAGCCUAACUCCCAACUGAUGGCAGAAGGGAAUUAAACACAAGAGGAAAGACCAAGAACUCCUUCCAACUUUGUUCUUCAUCUCCAAACACGCCUUCACAUCAGUCGCUUGUUGAGAGGACGUUUGUUUUAUCCAAACCAGUAGCUCAACAGGGUCUUGGACACAUCUGUGAGCAUCAACAAUGGCCGUUUGGUUGGUCCUGUGGCAGCUUGUUCUUGCAAACAUGUGCCUAUGUUCACCAACGUCCAUCAUCAGUGAUCCAGAGGUAACAACACUGACUUCUGCAGAAGCAUCCGGCAGUUCUGAAUCUGACGUCACAAGCAAUGGAGAGUCAACUUCCUCCAUGAGAACCACAAACGUUAUCGACACCACGUAUGUUCCCUUGACCUCCACCCUUGCUGUUGCUGCCACCAAGCCGGACCACCUUGGCACUGUUAUAAUGGAGUUUAUCUCGCAGUACCUGAUCUUCAUCGUCAUUGCCGCCGUUGCUCUCACCCUACUGCUUGUCCUCGUGUGCACCGUGAUAUUUAUGAAGCUACGCAAGGGUUCAGCCUACUACCCGUCCGCUUACCGCACUAAAAACUACGUGGACAAGCAGGACAAAAGGGGUUCCGGCAAAAACUUUGAGGAGGUCACCGGGACGGCUGGUGAAGAGCCCAAGGAGGAUACCAUCAACACUUCGGAGCAGCUGCAAUCCGACAUUCUCUCGGCCACCCACAACCUCAAGAAGAAGGGCCCAUCCAAGGGAGACGAGAAGAAAGCGGCUGAUGCAUCAGGCAAGGGUGAGAGCCCGCAGGAAGCAGGCGCGGAGGGAGGGAACAGUGCGGCCCCAGACCCAGGAGCUAAUAAUGCGGAAGGCCCAUUGACCGACAGCAUGGAGGGCAACUCUGCCAAAGCACCUGAAAGAGACCGGCAGGAGGAAGGGGAGGAACAGCCGACCGAGAAGGACGAGCAGAAGGGAGACGGCCGGGCAGUGGGGAAGGGAAAGGGGGAAAAUGAGGAGGAGGGCAAGGAUAAGACGGAGAUGGAAACUGGAGCAGUCCCAGGCACUAGCUCAACACAGCCAUCUGGCAGUGAGAUGGGGGACAAGUCCCCCCAGACCCCUGGAGAACAACUUGUUGCAGACGCAGACCAGUCAAAGACCUUAGACGGAGCUGCGGGCCAGGAACUGAACGAAGUUAAGUACGCUCAACUGACUUUAAGUGACGGAUCAAGUGUGGCUGAGGCAUCUGCCGAUUAUUCCAAGGACCUAGAGGAUACCCCACUCAUCGCCAAGUCCAAUGGUGUGCCCAAUGAAAACGGAGCUUUUUAAACGACCAACGCAAGCCAACACCUCCCUCGGCUUGAUAUGAGGAUUACUUGAAAAUCGAUCGGAGAAUUUGCUCAGCAAUACACCAAUGACACUCGUUUUCAACCAAACGCAUUAAGAUUUGCAGAUUAGUACAUGCAAAAGAAACAUUUUCAGUGAAAGAAAAACUGAGGGG
Messenger RNA from Amblyraja radiata (thorny skate), 1639 nucleotides. It is a transcript of the gene tmem119b, whose product is annotated as transmembrane protein 119b. The record is from RefSeq and is a predicted model, not a curated record. Lineage: Eukaryota; Metazoa; Chordata; Chondrichthyes; Rajiformes; Rajidae. The transcript is spliced from 2 exons. The coding region runs from base 337 to 1467 and encodes 376 amino acids. Gene Ontology annotation, biological process: ossification; positive regulation of osteoblast proliferation; positive regulation of osteoblast differentiation. Gene Ontology annotation, cellular component: plasma membrane.